UCGAUUUGAUUUUUGAAUUUUUAAUUAAUUGAUUGAUUGAUGGUGAUGAUGAUAAAUCUAUGAAUCAAUGAAAUGAUGGCUACGGCUACAUCAUUAGGUUUGAAUAAAGUAUUUAUAUUGGAUAAAUAUUUUGCCGAACUGAAUAAAUAUUGGCAAAAUGAAUGUCUUCAUCAACAAGAUAAACCAAAAUCCAAUUAUAAUCAACAACAACAACAACAAAAAUCGAAUGAUUAUCGAAAAUUAAAUAACAUCAACAACAACAACCAAAAUGAUCAAUCAACGAUAUUGGAUAAUAAUAUCAAUGAUUUGAUUCAUUUGGAAGCACCAAUAACCGAAGAUUCUCUAAUACGAUCAUUACAUACAAGAUUUUUAUCACAAGAAUAUUUUACAAAUAUUGGACCAGUAUUGAUUGCAUUAAAUCCAUAUCAAGAUCAUUAUAAUCCACUUACAUUGGAUAGUGCACAUCGUAAUGAUAAUUGUUAUCCAUUAUAUCGUAUUGUUUAUGAAUCAGUUCGGCAACAAUCUGAAACUGGUUAUCCACAAGUAAUAAUCCUGUCGGGUAUUAGUGGUUCGGGUAAAACAUAUGCAUCGAUGACAAUCCUGAGGCAAUUAUUCAAUCUAAUUGGUGGUGGUCCAGAAACUGAUUCAUUUAAACAUUUGGCUGCUGCAUUUACCGUGUUAAGAAGUCUAGGUUCAGCAUCCACAGCGGAAAAUUCUGAAUCUAGUCGUAUUGGAAAUUUUAUCGAAAUACAAAUUCAAGAUGGUGCUAUUUAUCGUACGAAAAUUCAUUGUUAUUUUCUUGAUCAAUCACGAGUGGUGAAAACAUCGAUUGUUGGUGGUAAUGGUGAACGUAAUUAUCAUAUAUUCUAUCAAAUGCUUUUGGGAUUAUCAUUGAAUGAAAAAACAAAACUUUAUCUGGAUGGUUAUAAUUUAAAUGAUUUUGAUUAUCUUUAUAAUAAUAAUCAAUAUCAACAACAAGAAUUUGAUCAACAAACAAUUGAAAAUCAUCAAAAUCGUUUUGAAGCAUGGAAAUCAUGUUUAUCUGUACUUGGUAUUCCAUUUAUGGAUGUUGCUCGGAUAUUGGCUGCAAUUCUAUUACUUGGUAAUAUUCAUUAUUCAUCAAAUAAUCAUCAAGAUAAUGAUAAUUCAGGCAAUGAUAAUGAUAAUUUAUUUAAUAAAAAAGAACUACAUGCUGUUGCAUCACUUUUAGGCAUUUCAACAGCACAUUUACAUCGUGGAUUAACACAACAAAAUUUGCCAUCAUCAUCAUCAUCGGAUAACAAACAUCAUGGACAAAUUCUGGUUGUACGAAGAAAUUUGAAAAAUUUUCAAAUGACUAGAGAUUCAUUAGCGAAAGCAUUAUAUGCAAGAACUGUUGCUACAAUUAUACGGCGGGCAAAUUCUUCGAAACGAUUAAAAUCAAAUAGUUGUACAACAAGUUCUGAAUCGAAUGAUUCAACACAUCAUCAUCAACAUUUGGAAACAUCAAGUCAUCAUCAGGCUGCAUCAAGUAUUGGUUCAGCAUGUGGAAAAUCAUAUAAAUCAAUGGCCAUUCUACAACAGGCAUUAAGAUAUUCAUCAAUGGAAGGAUUUAUUGGAAUAUUAGAUAUGUUUGGGUUUGAAGAUUCACGGCCAAGUCGAUUGGAACAACUUUGUAUUAAUCUUUGUUCGGAAACAAUGCAACAUUUUUAUAAUACACAUAUUUUCAAAUCAAGUCUAGAAUCUUGUCGUGAUGAAGGUAUUAAACCUGAUUUGGAAAUUGAUUAUGUUGAUAAUGUACCUUGUAUUGAUUUGAUUUCAUCUUUGCGUACCGGUUUAUUUAGUUUAAUUGAUUAUGAAUCAAUCAAUAAUGGACGACCAGAAUCACUUGUAUCAAGAUUAUCAUCAAUUCAUGGAUCAAACAAUCGAUUAUUAUCAAAUAAAGCAAUAACAACAUUUGGUAUUCAACAUUUUUGUGGUAAUGUUAUCUAUGAUACACAGGAUUUUAUCGAAACAAAUUCCGAUCAAUUAUCCGAUGAUUUGAUACAAAUAUUUCAUAAAACACAAUGUUCAUUUGGUUUUGUUUCACAUUUGUUCAGUGGUGAACUUCGUAUUCUAAAGAAUCGUUAUCAAUCACAACAACCACAACAGCAAUCGAAAGGUCUUCGAUUUCGUAUUUCUCCUGUUCAUCAUCAACCACCAUCAGCUUCUUCGUCUAUAUCGAAUUCCAACGAUCAAUCCACAACGACAUUUACACAAGAUUUUCAUAGCCGUUUAGAUAAUCUCCUGAGGAUUUUGGUUCAUGCACGGCCACAUUUUAUUCGUUGCAUCAAAAUUAAUGAUCGUGAACAACCCGGUUAUUUUGAUCGUUUUACAAUAAUGAGACAAAUUCGUUCAUUACAAGUAUUGGAAACUGUAAAUUUAAUGGCUGAAGGUUUACCACAUCGUAUGCGUUUUAAAGCAUUUAUUAGCCGUUAUCGUUUAUUGAUACAUUCAAAUCAAAUUGGACAAAAUAAUAAUAAUCAAAAUAAUAAUGAUGAUAAUCAAUUGAUAAUGUUGGAUGAUUGUCGUCGAAUUUUAGAACAUUUUGAUCAAAUAAUUCAGAUAAAUUUGAUGGCCAAUAAUCGUUCAACAGCAGCAUUAACAUCAUGGACAUUAGGUCGGAAACAUGUUUUCCUUAGUGAAUCUGCUCGACAACAAUUAGAAAUUGCACGUAAUGGUCGUCGUAAUUCAGCUGCAACAAUUAUUCAAUCAUUAUGGCGUGGUUAUCGUUUACGUCGACAAUUACCAUAUAUUAAACAACAACUAAAUCAUCAACGUAAAGAGCAAAAACAAUCAUUAAAUCAUUCAAAUGUUUUACGUCGUCCACCAAGACCACAACCAAUUUCAUUUGGUUCGACUUCACCAACACCACCAUUGCCGCAAUCUGAAUCACAAAAUGUUCCUAUUAGUAAAUCAAUACAAAAUGAUAUGUAUGAUUUUAAUUUGAUUAAAGAAACCUGUUUUUUACUUGGUAUUGAUCCGGAUACACCACCCGCAUUACCAUCAAGUCGAUCAUAUACAAUAAUGGGUAAUCAAAAAUUUUCAUUUCCUCAAAUUCGAUCUCUUCGUAUGGAUUUCAUUGAUCCAAUGAAUCAUUUAAAAAUUUCCAAAGGACAAAAAGUAAUUGUUCUUGAAUUUUCACAAUAUAAACGUGGUUGUUUUACUGUUGAAUAUUCAAAAAAUCUUCGUUUCGAUAUUCCACAACAUUUUGUUGAACAACAAACUGAAUUUAAUAAUAAUUCCAAUUUAACAACAACAACAACUGCUAAUAAUACUGCUGCUCAUCAUAAUUCUCAUCAACAUUAUUUAGGAUAUGGAAUAUAA
Molecule: messenger RNA, 3345 nt
Organism: Dermatophagoides pteronyssinus (European house dust mite)
Lineage: Eukaryota; Metazoa; Arthropoda; Arachnida; Sarcoptiformes; Pyroglyphidae
Gene: dachs
Product: unconventional myosin-IXb-like dachs
Biological process (GO): actin filament organization
Cellular component (GO): actin cytoskeleton; myosin complex; cytoplasm
Molecular function (GO): actin filament binding; ATP binding; cytoskeletal motor activity
Source: RefSeq, a predicted model, not a curated record